CUAUGUCCGUACUUAGAUUUCGACGGCAAAGACUCUAGUUUUCGUUGCCGGUUUGAGGAAGUUUCUUUCAUUCUCGCGCUCUUUGUCUCUCACCGGUGUCGCCGGCCAUCUUCUACUUCUCCGGUCUCUUCUCCCGCGACUUUUUUUCAAGAUAACCUGGAAAACUUGCAUUUGCAAGAGCACGAAAAGCCGUUACCAGCUGAAAAAGUGAAAGCUUUCCCCUUUGAUUUUCAGAGCAGCAAUUCACCGGAAUUUCCCCCAACUCCGAAGCUAGGGAUGACCGGUGCUCUGUUGUGCGAUCGGAGAGGGUUUCUUCUUUUAGAUCUUGUGAGCUACGGUAAUGUCGACCGAGACAUCGAACAGGCUGUUUUCCAACGUUACCUUCGCCCUGAAAAGGAUUACUUAUCUUUCUCUCUCGUAUACUCCAACAGGAAGCGGACUCUUGACGUGAUUUGCAAGGACAAAGUUGAGGCAGAGGUGUGGAUAGCAGGACUUAAAGCUUUGAUAUCUGGUCAAGGCGGCCGCUCUAAAAUCGACGGCUGGAGUGACGGUGGCCUCUCUAUUGCUGACAGUAGAGACUUGACAUUAGGCAGUCCUACAAACAGCUCGGUUUGUGCUUCUCGAGACUUCAACACUGUUGAGAAUCCUUACAGUUCGAGGACUUCAAGAACUGAGAAUUCUGUAAGCUCUGAAAGGUCACAUGUGGCAUCAGGCAGCCCAAAUAUGUUAGUACGAGGAUCCGGAUCAGACGUGUUCCGGGUUAGUGUCUCCAGUGCUCAGAGCAACUCAAGCCAUGGUUCUGCUCCAGGUGAUUGUGAUGCUCUAGGUGAUGUUUAUAUAUGGGGUGAAGUGUUAUGUGAUAACGUUGUCAAACUCGGACCUGAUAAGAACGCUAGUUGUCUUGCUUCAAAGUCUGAUGUUCUGGUUCCAAAGCCAUUGGAAUCAAAUGUGGUUUUAGAUGUCCACCAAAUAGCUUGUGGUGUUAAGCACGCUGCUCUGGUGUCUAGGCAAGGUGAGGUGUUUACAUGGGGCGAAGAAUCUGGAGGACGUCUUGGCCAUGGAAUGGGGAAAGAUGUUACUGAGCCACAGCUUGUUGAGUCUCUAGCUGUUUCUAGUGUUGAUUUUGUCGCCUGUGGUGAGUUCCAUACAUGCGCGGUGACAAUGACCGGAGAGAUUUACACAUGGGGUGAUGGGAAACACAACGCAGGACUUCUCGGACAUGGUACCGAUGUGAGUCACUGGAUACCUAAGAGGAUAUCAGGUCCUCUUGAAGGUCUUCGGGUUGCUUCCGUGUCCUGUGGACCGUGGCACACCGCUUUGAUAACAUCGACUGGACAGCUUUUCACUUUUGGAGACGGGACGUUUGGUGUUUUAGGACAUGGUGACAAGGAAACCGUGUUUUACCCGAGAGAAGUCGAGUCUUUAUCUGGUCUGAAGACUAUUGCCGUCGCGUGUGGUGUGUGGCAUGCUGCUGCAGUAGUGGAAGUCAUUGUGACUCAUUCAAGUUCAAGUGUACCUUCAGGGAAGCUGUUCACGUGGGGUGAUGGUGACAAGAACCGUCUUGGUCAUGGAGACAAAGAGCCUCGGCUUAAACCCACAUGUGUAUCAGCUCUUAUUGACCAUACUUUUCACAGAGUUGCUUGUGGACAUAGUUUAACAGUUGGUUUGACCACUUCAGGAAAAGUUUUCACUAUGGGAAGUACAGUCUAUGGUCAGCUAGGGAACCCCAUCGCUGAUGGGAAGCUUCCUUGCUUAGUAGAGCAUAAACUAACUAACGAUUGUGUUGAAGAAGUAGCAUGCGGAGCUUAUCAUGUAGCGGCUUUAACAUCUCGAAACGAAGUGUUUACAUGGGGGAAAGGCGCCAAUGGGAGAUUAGGACAUGGAGAUGUUGAGGACCGUAACGCACCAACUCUCGUUGUUGCUUUGAAAGAGAGACAUGUGAAAUAUGUUGCAUGUGGUUCAAACUUUACAGCAGCGAUAUGUCUUCAUAAAUGGGUUUCCAACACCGAACAAUCUCAAUGCUCGGCUUGUAGGCAAGCCUUCGGAUUCACAAGGAAAAGCCACAACUGUUACAACUGUGGGCUUGUUCAUUGCCAUUCAUGCAGUUCCAAGAAAUCACUGAAAGCUGCUUUAGCUCCUAAUCCUGGAAAGCCUUAUCGCGUCUGCGAUUCAUGUUAUUCGAAACUGAGCAAAGUCUCAGAAGCUGGUAUCGAUAGCAGGAAGAAUGCUAUGCCACGGCUUUCUGGUGAGAACAAGGACAGGUUGGAUAAAGCUGAGCUAAGACUGGCGAAAUCAGGGAUACCGUCGAAGAUAGAUUUGAUCAAGCAGCUAGACAACAGGGCGGCUAGACAAGGGAAGAAAGGGGACACGUUCUCUCUUAAGGAUGCUUUGAGUAAUGUGGCUGAGUUACGGCGUGGGCCACCGAAACCAGCCGUAACUCCAUCUGGAGCAAACUCAAGAUCUGUGUCACCUUUCUCAAGAAGGUCUAGUCCUCCUCGUUCAGUCACUCCCAUCCCUUCGACGACUGGUCUUGGUGUUGGUCUUGGUUUCUCAACAAGUAUAACUGAGAGUUUGAAGAAGACAAAUGAGCUUCUGAAUCAGGAAGUGGUCAGAUUACGUGCUCAGGCUGAGAGCAUGAGGCAAAGAUGUGAAGUCCAAGAAUUCGAAGUCCAGAGAUCUGUGAAGAAAGUACAAGAAGCAAUGAAACUGGCAACAGAGGAAUCCACCAAGUCAGAAGUUGCAAAAGAAGUUAUAAAAUCUCUUACAUCACAGCUGAAGGAUGUGGUUAAGCUGCUACCACCAGGUGCGUACGAAGCUGAGACCACACGUACGGCUAAUUUGCUGAACGGGUUUGAGCAAAACGGGUUUCACUUUGGACAACGUCAAUCACGAUCUGACUCAAUAAUGAGCGAAACCUCUCUUGCAUCGCCUUUGGCUCUGCCCUCACGACUCUGGCGAAACUCACAGUCGCCAAGAAACACAGACGCAAGCAUGGGAAGAGACGAGCUUAGAAGCGACGGUGUUCGAAUCAGUAAUGGUUACUCAGAAGAUGGUGACAGCCGCAGAAACUCAAGAAGCUCAGCAGCAACAUCGAAUGCUUCUCAGGUGGAAGCAGAGUGGAUCGAACAAUAUGAGCCUGGUGUUUAUAUAACACUACUGGCACUAGGCGAUGGAACAAGAGAUCUCAAACGUGUUCGCUUUAGCCGGAGAAGAUUCAGGGAGCAACAAGCAGAGGCAUGGUGGUCUGAGAAUCGAGAAAGAGUAUACGAGAAGUACAACAUUCGCGGUACGGAUAGAUCAAGUCUUUCUGUUUACCACUACACUCUGCUCCAUUUCAUUUUCUCGAGUAUCAUCAUCGUCGUCUCCUUCUUCGCCUCCUUCAGCUUCCCCAAAUCAGCCAUGGAAGCGAGAAUCUCCGAAACUCUUGGCCUCCCGUCUCCGAAUCUUAAUCAAUGCCUUCUUCCUAACGAUUUUAAUUCCCUCUUAACUCAUUUCUCAAAUCUCACCUCCUCCGUGCAAAUCCCCACCGUCAGAAACCCUGAAGCCAAAACCAAACUCUCUCGAAAAUCACCGAAAUUCUCAGAAUCAUCCACCGGAAGAUCCGUUUUGCUCAACGCGCCGUUUGCAUCUGCGUCGGUCUCCGAUUCCAGACCGGAAUUCCUCAAAUGGAUCAAACCGGCAUCACGAAGCAGUCCGAAAAUUCAGACACUUACGAAGCAUCUCUCCGUCUUCGAACGAGCACUAAUCGGAGCAGGAGCGGGAGGAAUCGCCGGCGCGUUCACAUACGUCUGUCUUCUCCCAUUAGACACAAUCAAAACCAAGCUUCAGACGAAAGGCGCGUCUCAGCUGUACAGCAGCAGCUUCGAUGCUAUAGUGAAGACUUUUCAGUCCAAAGGGAUUCUAGGCUUCUACAGCGGCGUCUCCGCCGUGAUCGUCGGCUCUACGUUCUCCUCCGCCGUCUACUUCGGCACCUGCGAGUUCGGUAAGUCCCUCCUCUCCAAAUCCAUGGGGUUCCCUCCGGUUCUCAUCCCGCCGACAGCUGGCGCCAUGGGAAACAUAAUCUCAUCUGCGAUAAUGGUACCGAAAGAGCUCAUCACACAGAGGAUGCAAGCUGGAGCUAGCGGGAGAUCUUACCAAGUCGAUGCAGUGAAUAAGCUCGGUGCUGCUGUGUACACCGGUGUGACCGGGACGGUGAGGCAGAUCCUUAAAGAGGAAGGCUGGGUCGGUUUUACACGAGGGAUGGGGCCUCGUGUUGUUCAUAGCGCUUGUUUCUCGGCGAUUGGGUAUUUUGCGUUUGAGACCGCGAGGCUAACAAUCUUGAAUGAAUAUUUGAAGAGGAAAGAAGAUUCUGAAGCUACCGUUGAUUCUGCUUCU
This is a messenger RNA of Thlaspi arvense, 4374 nucleotides long. The record is from the annotation of a GenBank genome assembly. Lineage: Eukaryota; Viridiplantae; Streptophyta; Magnoliopsida; Brassicales; Brassicaceae.